UUUUAUCUGAAUUGUCUGUUAGAAUUCAAAUACUUAAGUCUCUUAUUUGCUUCCAUAACCCUUAUAAUGAUUGAAGAUAUGUCGAAGCCCCUCACACAGACACAAAAAAGUCUUUGUGGGUAAGAUUUCAGUAAGAACGGUCCAUAUCAUUAGUUAGCGAGGGGUCGGGGGGGCUGUAACCAGAGUUAGUGCUGCAGAGAGAAACUCUAAACCUGGAAGUAAAGCCUGUUAUUUAGGUGCAACAUGAUGUGAAAGACCACAUUCUGAUUGUAAAGGCCCCACAGCCUCCAAAUUCCACCUCACAACAGAAACUAUUUAUUCUGUUUCUUUUUUCUUUAUUUAUUUUCCAAUUUAGCACUCUUAACGACCUGAGUAGUGUCACUGGUCCACAGAAAGGUCAAGGAUUUGAAGUAAUGUUUUUUAAAGCUAGUCAACACAUGAAGUGUUUUUACAGUUACUUAGCAGAACGUCUAACUGCCACAGUAAAACUUUAUAACUAUGCCAUUUGUAGAUGGUUUAUAUACAGUAUGUCAGGUUUUUCUGACAUGGAAGUCGUCCGAGCCAAAAUGUAAAAGGUUCAUAUGAAGUGUAAAGUAGUGGAAGGGAAAGGGUUAACGUAGUUCAGCUUUACUGAUAAUACAGUUUCUGACCUCAGAGGCAUUAAAUCAGAGUAAUGUCACAUCAGCCACCGAGUUAGCCAAUAAACCAAAUACUGAAAUCUACAGAAGGAAUCACUGUGACGUCACGUAAACAACAAUCGCUUCUGGGUAGAAAACUGAUAAGUGUUUUGAAUUAUGAUGUUUAACUUGUGUAUUUCUGUUGUAAUUUUCUAAUGUUACUGUAACAUUUAAAGAUAUAUAGUUAAACACUGGUGGUUCGACCUAUCUGAUGUUUCUGCUUAUUAGUGACACUUUGCUUCAUUUUCAGCAUUUCCAGCGGCAUUUGUGCCACCAAAACUUUUUUUAGUGGCACAUUGAUGCAUUUCCAGCGGCAUUUCACGUUUCCGGCAAUCAUUGUGCCGUCAAAACGAGGUCGCUGCAUUUCCAGCAGUGUUUUGCUAUGUUUCCAGCAGUUUAUGCACUAUCAAAAAACUGUUUGUAUUAAUGAACCAUUGCUGGAUUUCCUGUGAGUUUUGUGCCACCAAAACUUUUUAUUUUUUAUUUUUUUGAGGCACAUUGUGUUUCCAGCAAACGUGAUGUUUUUAGCGACACACAGUUGCAUUUCCAGCAGCAUUUGUGCCACCUAAACAGGGUGUCUUUCAGCAACACAACACUGCAUUUCCAGCGGCGUUUUGCACCUUUUCUAGCAGCUUUUGUGUCAUCAAAACAGUUUGUCUUAGCGACACAUUGCUGGAUUUCCAGUGGCUUUUUAGUGGCACAUGGCUGCUUUUCCAGCAGUGUUUGUGCCACGAAAACAGAGUGUGUUUUAGCCAGAUGUCGCUGCAUUUCCAGCAGUGUUUUGCGACAUUUCCAGCAGCUUUUUUUGCCACCAGAACGGGGUGUCUUUUAGCAACACCACUCUGGGUUUCCAGCAACCAUUGUGCCAUCAAAACAGGGUUUGUUUUAGCAACACAUUGCUGGAAUUUCAGUGACUUUUGUGCCAGUAAAAUGAUGUGUGUUUUAUCGACACAUCGCUGCAUUUCCAGAGGAGUUUGUGUCACCAAAACGGUGUGUUUUCACAACGCAUUGCUGCGCUUCCAGCAGUGUUUUGCGACAUUUCCAGCUGCUUUUUCUGCCACCCAUACAUGGUGUCUUUUAGCAGCACAACACUGCAUUUCCAGCAGUGGUGUUUUUUAAUGGCUUAUUGCUGCAUUUCUAGCUCUGUAGUCUGUUGCCCAGCAGGAAAAUUAGAAAAAACAGCUCCAGCAAACACCACCAGACUUAUUUUCUCAUGAUAUCUCAGCUGUUUCUCGCCCUCGUUUGCUCAGCACCAUUUAUGUUGGUGACAAAAGAGUUUUCUACCUGGAAGUUAUUGUAAACAAACACUUUGAUUCAGUCUUUAGAACAGAAAUAAAAUAAACCCCAGAUUAGAGUCUUUCAGUGAGACAGAGGUGGUUGAUAUGUGUCACACAUCGUUGUGAGUUUCUCGGUCACUAACUGAGAAUCACCGUGAGUCAUGAGGACUUUGGCGCAGAGGCCCACAGACCUCGAAGCACCAGUUUGCUCGCAGCCUCUCGCCGUUCUGCUGGUGUUGGCACAGCAGACGGGGCUGUUGGCCUCCGACUGGAGAGGGUGGCGAUGUGAGCUGGCAUUCCUCGCUCAUGCCCGUCCUACAAGUGCCAAUGAGCCUUGCCUUUGUGUGUAUGUGUGUGUGUGUGUGUGUGUGUGUGUGUGUGCUACCAUUCCUCCCAUGCUGACCUGAGAUGACCCUCGUGGUGUCAGAUACACACUCACACACACAAGCGCCCCUGUUUGUUUUUCAUUUGUAACGUUGUACACGAACCAUUCCAGCUGUCACUGUUUUGAUUUUGUUCCAUCUCUCCAUGUUUAACCCUUUGUCGCCCGAACACGUAGCUCUUGAACACACUGUUUUCUUAUCUUAGUUUAGUUUUUACUGUUAAUCGCGACGAUGGUUCGAAAAACUGUGAAGAAGACGGUGACUGAUCUGUCAACAAAAAGAGAAUAAAAGACUGUUGGGAAGACGCAGUGUGUUCCUUGUUUCUGUUUGCUGUGAGAUAGCAGACAAUUGUUUGCUUGUUUCUGUCCCCCGCCCUCCCAUCAUCCCUCGCUGCCUCAGACCAUAACUCAUGAGCAGAGGCGAAGAAGUGUCUUCUAUCACAUUUAGUCUGUGGGAUCCAAAUUAUGAGCCUUAAUAGCUGUUGGUUUGGAGCCUGAAACGAUUUAUUGACAGCAGAACUGAAGCGUUUCAUUCCUGAGAUGUCUGUAAACCUUCUGGCACAAUAAAUGUUGUCCUUUCCUUCUCUCAGCUGCCUUUAUGGAGACAAACCCCCCUCAGGGAAGUCUCAGCCUAUACAUCUGGAAUAAUGUCCAGAGCUGACCCACUUCUUCUUCUUUCCCUUUUUUCCCUCCUCGCCCUCCAGCUAGCUCACUUCCUCUGGACUGCCAAAGCAACCGGUGGCGCGUACUGAAACGUGUCUCUCCUUUCAGUGUAUUUCCUUUCUUUUCACAGAGGAAACUGAACCCGGAGAGGCGCACCGGCCAUUGACUCUCACUUGGCUUUGCGGGGCCCAGCUGACUGAUGGCUGGCUGCUGGAGGGCUGAUGGAUGGAUGGAUGGAGUGAAAGGCUCUUGUGAAGUGUCUUUCUGUCUUGAUUUUUUUUUUUUUUUUUUAAGCACUGUCAGCUGUGUGUCGGAAGUUCAGCGUGCAUGUUCCUGCUUGUCACCUGACAGUUUCAGUGUGUGUCUUCCUGUCUGUCAUUAUGUUGUGAUUCAGGGUCUCCACACAUUGUGAGCACAGCCGAGCUCCUCAGAGCUGCCUGCUCAUGUCGAACUUUAUUGCAGCCUGCAGUGGGCUUCUCUCUUCCUCCCCCCUCCUCUGCCUCACGCUGUGGAGUUGAGGGGGUUGACCAAUUGCCAGCAGCUGUUGCUCAUUUCACAAUGGUCCCGCCCAUACAGUGCUGAGGCUGGCAGUGCAGCCGCUCCACACUAGAUGAGCAGCAGAGCUCCCAACUUACAGGACUGUGUCUACGCUACAGCCGGCAUGAAGGACAGACAGAGAGCACAGGACACAGAGGAUUUUGUACCGUGUUGCUGAGAGAAGCCCAGAGUGGAGCCCAGAUCCUGCUGCAGGCUAAUUAAAUCCCCACCAUCACAACGCUCCAUCUUCCCUCCCCUGCUUCACCAACACAGACAGAAGCUGUCCUGAGCAGGACGACAUCCUCGCCUGCCUCCAUCCUCUGCCUCCUCAUGUCCCUGCAGGUGGAGCGGAGGGCAGGGCGAGCGCACACAGCCCACCAGCUGCAGCCACACGCUCCUUAAUGGGGAUGGCGGUCCAGAGGAGGCUGGUGUUUGUUGUGGUGAGCGCCUUCUCCCUGCUGUGUUUUUACAUCCUGUGUGUGAACCUGGAGACGCGUCUGCCCUGGUCCACAAUGCCUCUGAAGCAUUUCCAUGGCUUCAUACGGACAACAAGCAGCGGCUCACAGGACUCUCAGGAGCCUCUUGACAGAAAGAGCAACAGUGACCAGUGGACCCGUCCGCCCCCUGCCUCCAACUUUUCCCCGGAGCUGCAUCAACACGCACACACUCCAACUGUAAAGACUCAAACUCCCACAGCCGUUAAACACAAACCAGCAGAGAACAGCAUCCUGCAGCUCUCAAAGUCCAGUUCAAGGUCUGAUGGUGCGGAUAAAACCAGUACCAGGACCAGUACCAAAGGCCCCACGCUGCAGCGCCAGCAGCCCAUACAGGCAGCCAGACCAACAGAGCCUCCGUUCAUCGGAGACACUUACAUGAGCGAAGAUAUCCCUCCACAAACAGACUGCCCGGACAGUAUCCGCAGUCGGGUCACGAACACAGAAUUUGGAGGACGAUUUCUGAAACACAUUCCAGUCCUGCAGUGGGCCCAACACGCCACUUAUGAACAUCACCAGCGUCUGAGCCAGUACCCAGGAGCCCACGGCUGGGGAGGGAUCGAUUUCAAGACGCUGGUGGACACUCUGUCGGUCCUCAACUCCUCUGCUAACUGGAGGAUGUUGGACGACUGGAAGGAUCGCAGCAAUAAAUCAGACUGUACCCACUGUGCUGUGGUGGGGAACGGUGGCAUACUGAAGGAUUCAAAGAAAGGGAAGGAGAUCGACAGUCAUCAUUACGUCUUCAGGACUAACGGGGCGAUCAUUAAGGGCUUUGAGGAGGAUGUGGGGUCUCGGACCACCCACUACACAUUCUCCACCAACACACUGAUGAACUCCAUGAGGAGCUACGCCGGCGUCGGGUAUAAGGGACCCCCUCUGUCUAAAGAAACAAAAUACAUUUUCCUGCCUGAUCACGACCGUGAUUACCUGCUGAUGAAGGCAGCAGCGACACACACUCCAGUGGAGAGAGGACCUGAGCGGGGCAAAAAUCCUUCGAAUUACUUUGGAGAGGAUGUGUCAGCAGAAAAGCUGAAGAUGUACCACCCUGACUUCGUCCGUUACAUCAGAAACAGAUUCCUUCGUUCUAAUGCUCUGAAAACCAAAUAUAAGGACAUCUACCGUCCGUCAACAGGAGCUGUGAUGCUGCUGGCUGCUCUGCACACCUGCGACCAGGUGAGCGCGUACGGCUUCAUGACACCAGACUAUAAGAACUACUCUGACCACUACUACGACAACAACUACCACCCAGUGGGCUUCUUCAUCAACCACGACCUGCAUAUGGAGAUGACCCUGUGGCAGCAGCUGCACCAGGCGGGCCUCAUACGACUCUACAUGCACAAGUGAACGCGUCAUCCUGUCUGCACACGACGAGUUACCGGCAGGGUCACGACCUUGCCUCCUUUGUCUCAAAAUGACUGUAUGUAUGGAAGCCAAUAAGGGACAUAUGUAUUUGAGUUUUAACAACCACUGGACAUGCAAUACUGAAAAUUAAACACCACUGAAUUUGUGGCAUUUAAAUAUUUGACUAUGAAAACCAUGUAUCAGACAUUAUUUGUUCUGAAUUCACCUCUUUAAUUAUGAAUUAAUCAUUAAUUACAUUUCUUGAUUUGCUAUUACAAAAGCUGUAAAUAGUUUUUUAAUAUUCACAAAUUUGAAAUUCAAGUUAAAAAAUUUUAUGGCAACCCAGGACAGGAUACGCUGGGUAGCCUGGAUGUGACUAUUUGAAUUGUUUUUACUUGAAUUUUUGGUUCUGGAUUUGACGAAUCAAAUUUGACUGUUUUUUUUUUUAAUUUGAAAUUUGUUGACAUGUUUAAUAGAUUUUUUUCAACUUACUAUUUUAAAUGGACACGACAUAUCAAGAAAUUUCAUAUUUUAAUUCCAAAGAGGUGAUUUCAGGACAAUAAAUUCAGGUUUUCAAAGUAAAAUAUUUCAGUGCUAUGAAUUCAGUGGUGUUUAAAGUUAAAUCAGUGGCUGUUAAAAUUAAAAAAACGUAUGUCUCUUAUUAGCUUCCAUAUUUAUAACUCUCUGAAAUGAGCAAAAAAAAGUAGCAGAAGUUUUCUUUUUAUGAAGGAAACAAAGAUUUUUUUAAUGACAGCUGCUGUGAUUGUCCAGCAUGGAGAUUAUUAUUGUUAUUAUUUGAUUUUUUUUUUUUUAAUCAAAAAGAAAAAAAAAAUUCUCCCAGAAAGUAUGUUUUUGGUGAUUUGCAGAUUUGCAAAAUACGUCCAGACAUCAAGUUUGAACCAGGUCAAAUUUGGUUAAAAACAUUUCGGUCAGUGUCGGCCAUCCACUUUGAUUCAACCUGAAAUAAUCUGACAAUUAUUGGAUGGAUCACUGACACCGGUCUCCUGAGGAAAAGUCCUGUUUUGUUGCCCAUCACCUAAUGGAUGUAUAAGGAGAACUGGAUACAGAAUUGAAGCCGGGGCCCCGUGCGUUCCUGUGAAAGCUGCUCAGUGGUGCAUGAAGCCAAAAAAGCUCUAUGACCAGGAUGUGGAAGUACCUGGAUGUGUGGCGCUGCUUCUGCAUGACUGGGCCCAUAGAGCCGACAAGACUACUUCUGGUUUAGUGCUAGGUAUAAAAUGAUUUAAUCACGUGGCCCUUCUUGACUUUCCAAAUGUUAUCUGACCAAAUGGAUCAAAUCCUGAUAGUGGAAAGACUCAUAUCGUAGGAGCUGUGAUGCUCAAAACAUAUAUUUCCACUGAUUUACAGAUGUCUCUUUCCUAAUGUAAGUCAAUGGGAAAAGAUUUUUUUUAGUCCAAUAGCAUCAGGAGAUGGACUCAGAGUUGUAAUGCCACUGUUUGGCCACUCUGAAAAUUUGUGUCAAAGCUUAACGCACUUGCUGGGGGCCUGACCGACCAUCCCAACCUGCCUCCCUGCACGGACUGCUUCCUUCUUUACUUCUUUUAGAGCAUUGGUCACAUGACCACAGCCUCUAGAGGGUAAGGUUUGUCGCAGCAUCUGCAGUGAUACGGGUGCUGCGCUGGACCGUCGUGGUUCAGAGGGAGCUGAGUUACAAGGCGGAGCUUUUGAUUUACUGGUCCAUCUUCGUCCUAACCCUCACCUAUGGUCAUGAGCUCUGGGUAGUGACUGAAAGAAUGAGAUUGUGGAUGCAAGUGGCCGAAAUGAGUUUCCCCCAUGGGGUGUCUGGGCUCAGCCUUAGAGAUAGGGGGAGGAGUCAGACAUCUGGAGGGAGCUCGGAGUAGAGCCGCUACUCCUUCAUGUUGAGGUGGUUCAACAUCUGAUCAGGAUCCUCCUGGGCGCCUCGGGGCAGACCCAGAACACACUGGAGGGAUUAUAUAUCUCAUCUGGCCUGGGAACACCUCGGGGUCCCCCAGGAGGAGCUGGAAAGCGUUGCUAGGGUGAUGGACUUCUUGGGUGCUUCCUGCGACCCGGUCCCAGAUAUGUGGAUGAAAAUGGAUGGAUGAUUAUAUGGGAUACAUACUAACUGUGGUGCAUCACUUUUCGUUCGUAUACGUAUGAACAGCGCACAAGAGUGUGAACAGCCUCACAGAGCUGCUAGACGACACGGCUGCACACAACAGUUUAAGGGCUACAUUUCAAGGUGUCAUUACGAGCUGCUGCAAACUUAAAUAGUGACUGAAAUGUGUUAAAAACAAAAUUUACUCUUCAGCAAAAAUUUAGCAAAUCACCAAAAACAUGUUUACGAGAAUGAUUUCAGAGCGUCUCAUACAAUCAGUCUGUGGCUGAGUCAAGGUCGUUUCUUGUUACUGUGCGAUACAGAGCGUUUACAAGGGACAAGACUGCAAUUGAGUUGGCCACUUGCUUAAAAUAUCCCGUCUCCCUGCCCUAAAUAGACGGUCAGAGCACUGCUGGCAGUGGCCAAGGUCUAUUCUGACAUUUACUUAGAUUACAUUCUCUCUGAGUCUGUGUGUGUGUGUGUGUGUGUGUGUGUGUGUGUUUUACUGUGGGAGGUGACACUGAGUGUGACUCCAGAGCUCAUUAGGAGACAUGUUUCAGUUCAAGGGACUUAACUUAUUUUUAUCGUACAUUUUUGAAGCACUCAAGUGUCCUUUUUAUUUCUGCAAGGUGCCACACUGUGAUGAUGGGAACACUGUGUGGGCUGUCAGUGCCUUUUAAUGUGAAUCAGUAGUUGGGAUGAAGCGUUGUGUGACUGAGGUGGAAACGUCUGAGGUGAUUCAGGACGUUUCCACAACAACACAAACCACAAAGUCAGUGGCAUUUUCGCUCUGUUUGGAUUUCGGGGCGGUCGCCAGGACACGCCUCGUGGAAUUCGCUCGUUCAGCUGCCACACCUGGACUCCUCUCUGAGCCGGGCCAAUGAAGGGGCAGAUUUACUUAAGAUUUACUGUUGCUACUCUCCUCAAACUGGACUGAGGCGUCACAUCCUCGAUAUCACAGAUGCACUGUCAGAUUAAACAGAUACAUUUCAUUGUAUUAACAGCAGUGACGACACACUGUAGGUCUGAUGGAGGGAUGAGAAACCAAAGACUAAAUGGAGAUCAGGGAAUAUGUGUAUUUAACAUUUCAUUUUUGUGUCAUAUCAAAUCAAUACAUAUUCAGACAAACCCGAAAUACUGGAUCAUAUUUUUACACAGUGGAACAGGAAGGAGAGAAGUUAUCGUGCAAUGUCUGACUCUGAUUUUCACCUUUUAAAAAUCUGUAUAAAAGGAAACUGUGAUUUCA
This is a messenger RNA of Epinephelus fuscoguttatus (brown-marbled grouper), 8691 nucleotides long. RefSeq names its product ST6 (alpha-N-acetyl-neuraminyl-2,3-beta-galactosyl-1,3)-N-acetylgalactosaminide alpha-2,6-sialyltransferase (gene st6galnac). Gene Ontology annotation, molecular function: sialyltransferase activity. The transcript has 10 exons. The coding region runs from base 3938 to 5374 and encodes 478 amino acids. NCBI's taxonomy places the organism in Eukaryota, Metazoa, Chordata, Actinopteri, Perciformes, Serranidae. The record is from RefSeq and is a predicted model, not a curated record.